Messenger RNA from Sorex araneus (European shrew), 1990 nucleotides. RefSeq names its product hyaluronan and proteoglycan link protein 2 (gene HAPLN2). The coding region runs from base 479 to 1669 and encodes 396 amino acids. Lineage: Eukaryota; Metazoa; Chordata; Mammalia; Eulipotyphla; Soricidae. The record is from RefSeq and is a predicted model, not a curated record. Gene Ontology annotation, molecular function: hyaluronic acid binding. The transcript is spliced from 6 exons. Gene Ontology annotation, biological process: cell adhesion.
AUCCAACAAUAGGGGGACAGAUGAGACAAUGGGAAAUUGUGCUUCCGAUGGGAGGAGGGAAGGAAGGAUGACAGAGGCAGACAGGCAGGGUGGCUCAAGAGACGGGAUCAGGUUUCUGGAAGAACAUGGAGGUCCUGGCAGUGCCCACCUGGACAGCCUCUCCCCACAGGCAAUGAGCAGCCGGGCGGGGGCCCCGGGAGGCAGAGGUCCACGGCUGCCCUCCAGGACCGGUACGGAGAAUUCUUACGUGGCAUCUUCUCUGUGUGAGCUCUGAGUGGAAGUCUUCUCUCCUUUGUGGAAGGAACAACUCUGCUGAUCCUUUACCUCGGUUCCAGAGCUAUUUUUUCUGCUUGGCCCCCUCUGGGGCCCUAGGCCAUACCUUCACCUGGAUGACCUGCAGAACCUAGAGCCUGGGUUCUGCGCUCCUCCCAUCUCAACCAGAGGUGCUCCUCGCAGAAAAAGCCGCCGCCUCCCCAAGAUGCCUGGCGGGCUGGGCUUCCCUACACUCUGCUGCCUCCUUCUCCCUUGGGCGGCCACCACCUUCCACAGGGCGCUCGGGGAGCCAGGUAAGACGUGGGCCCAGCCCCGGGAAAGUGGGGGUGCCGCAAGGGCUGGGGCUGGAGACAGGAGCGGAGCCUUGAGGAUGGAGAGCCCGUGCUGCCCCUUUGGGAGGAGGGGCACUUGGCGCGUGGCGGGCUCAGGGGGUUCCAGUCACUGUGGCCCCCUCUACUCAGCACCCAGCGCGGGCCCCCACUACCUCCUGCCCCCCAUCCACGAGGUGGUUCACUCUCGUCGCGGGGCCACCGCCACGCUGCCCUGCGUCCUGGGCGCGCCGCCCCCCAGCUACAAGGUCCGCUGGAGCAAAGUGGAGCCGGGGGAGCUGCGGGAGACGCUCAUCCUCAUUACCAACGGGCUGCACGCGCGGGACUAUGGGGCCCUGGGGGGGCGCGCCCGGCUGCGGAAGGGCCACCGGCUAGACGCUUCGCUGGUCAUCGUGGGGGUACGCCUGGAGGACGAGGGCCGGUACCGCUGCGAACUCAUCAACGGCCUCGACGACGAGAGCGUGGCGCUCAGCCUGCGCCUGGAGGGUGUGGUCUUCCCGUACCAGCCCAGCCGGGGCCGGUACCAGUUCAACUACUACGAGGCGAAGCAGGCGUGCGAGCAGCAGGACGCGCGCCUGGCCACCUACGCGCAGCUGUACCAGGCCUGGACCGAGGGUCUGGACUGGUGUAACGCGGGCUGGCUGCUCGAGGGCUCCGUGCGCUACCCCGUGCUCACGGCGCGCGCUCCGUGCGGCGGCCGAGGGAGGCCCGGGAUCCGCAGCUACGGUCCCCGCGACCGCAAGCGCGACCGCUACGACGCCUUCUGCUUUACCUCGGCGCUGGCAGGCCAGGUGUUCUUCGUGCCGGGGAGGCUGACGCUGUCGGAAGCCCAUGCGGAGUGCGACCGGCACGGGGCCACGGUGGCUAAAGUCGGACACCUCUAUGCUGCCUGGAAGUUCUCGAGGAUGGACCAGUGUGUCGGGGGCUGGCUGGCGGACGGCAGCGUGCGCUUCCCCAUCACCACGCCCAGGCCGCGCUGCGGGGGACUCCCGGACCCCGGAGUGCGCAGCUUCGGUUUCCCCAAACCCCAGCAGGCGGCCUAUGGGACUUACUGCUACUCCGAGUAGGGACCACCGCACCUUCCAGCGACGGGACUCUCCCAUGGCCGCGUUCCCACGAGCCUCCCCUGCAGCCGGCCGAGGAGCAGUGGCCCCGACCUGCCUUCCCGGGGAGGGCUGGAGCCGCAGAUCCCGGCUGGCCGGGCUUCGGGGAAGGGAGGCUGUGGCGCUGCAGGUCACAGGAUGUGAAUGGGGCCUUUGGACAUGUCCAGGACCCGGCUAGGUCGGGGGGCCGCUGCAGAACAGCCAGCUACUGCUUGGGGGCAGAGGGACGCCCAGGCGGCAUUAACUGACCUCUGUGUACAGCAAUAAAAUAACUUGGAAACUGUG